AUGAGCUCCAACACUCUGAAGCAAGCUGCGGAAGCCGCACGAACCAAGUCGUCCACCAUGGGCAAGCAAGGCUCGGAGACCGUUGCCGCCGUAGGUAACGACUUCCUGCACACCCCGAUCAUGCGGGCGGCCUUGCCCUUCAUUAACGGAGGUGUCUCUGGAAUGGUUGCCACCACCGUUAUCCAGCCCGUGGACAUGAUUAAAGUCAGGUUGCAACUGGCGGGCGAGGGGGUUGCCACUGGACCUAAACCUACUCCGUUAUCUGUUACACGAGAUAUCCUUGCGCAAGGCAAGGCCCUUGACUUAUACACUGGUCUAUCGGCAGGUCUACUCCGUCAAGCUGUCUACACCACAGCAAGACUAGGCUUUUUCGAUACUUUUAUGAAAGGCUUGGCGACGCGUGCUCAGGAGAAGGGUACUAAGGUUGGCUUCGUUGAGCGGGCGAGCGCUGGUCUCGCGGCGGGUGGUGUGGCAGCGUUCAUCGGAAAUCCGGCCGAUCUCGCCCUCAUCCGAAUGCAAUCAGACGGUCUCAAACCUGUUGCUGAGAGGAAGAACUACAAAUCUGUUAUCGAUGCGUUGACAUCGAUUGUUAAGUCCGAAGGCGUUACCGCGCUCUGGGCGGGCGCUGCGCCAACGGUGGUCCGAGCCAUGUCACUCAACCUAGGUCAAUUGGCGUUUUUCUCUGAGGCCAAGUCGCAACUCAAAGCGAAAACCAGUUGGUCAGCCCAAUCUCAAACCUUGACGGCCAGCGCCAUCGCCGGUUUCUUCGCUUCUUUCCUCAGCUUGCCCUUCGAUUUCGUAAAAACGAGGUUACAGAAGCAGCAGCGCGGCCCUGACGGCAAGCUCCCGUACAAGAGCAUGACGGACUGCUUUGUCAAAGUUGCGAGGCAGGAAGGCCUCACGCGUUUCUACCGUGGAUUUGGCACGUAUUACGUGCGUAUCGCCCCCCACGCCAUGGUUACACUAAUCGUGGUGGACUACCUUGGUUGGUUGACGAGAUGA
Annulohypoxylon truncatum is the source of this 1002-nucleotide messenger RNA. RefSeq names its product mitochondrial carrier. The transcript has 2 exons. NCBI's taxonomy places the organism in Eukaryota, Fungi, Ascomycota, Sordariomycetes, Xylariales, Hypoxylaceae. Gene Ontology annotation, biological process: transmembrane transport. The record is from RefSeq and is a predicted model, not a curated record. Gene Ontology annotation, molecular function: oxoglutarate:malate antiporter activity. The coding region runs from base 1 to 1002 and encodes 333 amino acids.